GCGGGAAGGGAAGCAAAGCGUAGCGGAGGAGGAGGAGGGAGGAGGAGGGACGAGGAGGGGGGAGGCAUGGAGGGAGGGAGGAAGCAGAAUGCAGUAGGAGGCGCCAUGCAGGGGGAGGUAUCGAAUUUUGGCCAAUCAAAAAAAGGUAUCUUGUCUUGGCGUCAUUAGCAUGUGGGUCUGUAAAUAGAGCGGGUGCGAGGCGGGCGCCAGUCAUUUUCUGUUCGUUUACUCGAGAAGCAGCAUCAUGCCCGAUCCAGCCAAGACCGCGCCCAAGAAGGGAUCAAAGAAAGCCGUGACCAAGACGGCAGGUAAAGGAGGCAAGAAGCGCAGAAAAUCCCGGAAGGAAAGCUACGCCAUCUACGUGUACAAGGUCCUGAAGCAGGUGCACCCUGACACCGGAAUCUCAUCCAAGGCCAUGGGCAUCAUGAACUCCUUCGUGAAUGAUAUUUUUGAGCGCAUCGCUGGUGAGUCUUCUCGUCUGGCUCACUACAACAAGCGCUCCACCAUCACCUCCAGGGAGAUCCAGACCGCCGUUCGCCUGUUGCUUCCCGGCGAGCUGGCCAAGCACGCCGUGUCCGAGGGUACAAAGGCCGUCACCAAGUACACCAGCUCCAAGUAAAGCGCGUUACCGCCGUCUUCAUCAACCCAACGGCUCUUUUAAGAGCCACCCACUUUUCAUACAAAGAGCAAGCUCCUCUUUUUCGCUUUUCCUCUCACGCUGUGUGUGUGUGUGUGUGUGUGUGUGAGACAGAGAGUGAUCGAGGGGGACUUCUGAAGCGCUGCACUCCUGUGGAUGUUCAGGCUUUGGGGUAAUUAUAGCAGUCUGCUAAAUGCAGAGAUGAGUAUAUUUAAACAGGGUUGUAGCACGGUUUCGGGGGUUGUAUAAUCUGAGCAAUGCAAAAUGGGGCUUUAGCAGCACAAAGUUAUUCGUAUUAAGAUUGUAGCAAGAGGGAAUAACAAAAUGGUAGCACAUAAUCAUUAUUAAUUAGAGGUGCCCAAACUUUUUCCUAGGAAGGGCCAAAAAUCAAACUUGAUUGAGGGCCGUGGGCCGAAAGUAAAUGUUGGAUUAUACCAAACUGUAUUAUAUUAAAAUUAAAGUUGCCAUUUAUGAUUUCAUAAUAUUUACAAAUAAAUAGAAAACAUUAGUCUGUAUCUGCUUCACUAAUGCAGUUUUAUUUUCUGAGUUUUAUAGUUCAAUGAA
This is a messenger RNA of Ictalurus furcatus (blue catfish), 1201 nucleotides long. Its product is annotated as histone H2B-like. NCBI's taxonomy places the organism in Eukaryota, Metazoa, Chordata, Actinopteri, Siluriformes, Ictaluridae. Gene Ontology annotation, molecular function: DNA binding; structural constituent of chromatin; protein heterodimerization activity. The record is from RefSeq and is a predicted model, not a curated record. The coding region runs from base 245 to 619 and encodes 124 amino acids. Gene Ontology annotation, cellular component: nucleosome. The transcript has a single exon.